Engraulis encrasicolus (European anchovy) is the source of this 1275-nucleotide messenger RNA. RefSeq names its product RNA polymerase I subunit F (gene polr1f). The transcript is spliced from 4 exons. Gene Ontology annotation, cellular component: RNA polymerase I complex. NCBI's taxonomy places the organism in Eukaryota, Metazoa, Chordata, Actinopteri, Clupeiformes, Engraulidae. Gene Ontology annotation, biological process: DNA-templated transcription; DNA-templated transcription initiation. The record is from RefSeq and is a predicted model, not a curated record. The coding region runs from base 41 to 1135 and encodes 364 amino acids.
CACUUUACGACAUAACCCCAUCAUCGGGUUUACGGCAAGCAUGGCUAACUUGAAGCAAGAAGAAGACGACCCAGAACAUGCGAAAAUGUCAACAGAAAUACCAACAUCUACACAAACAGUACCUUCGGACAGUGUCCGAAGAUCAAUCAAACAGGAGGCUGACAUUACUUGUUUGAUUCCAUCGUUUGCAGAGGCUUGUAAACUAAUUGACACGCCGUACUCGUGCCUGGUGCUUGACACUCAUAGGAGACACGUUGCUCUACCACCUAUGCAUUUGAAAAAGAAGAAAACGGGGAUUGAAGAGGAAUUAAACUCCGAGCUUCUUAAGUAUUCCGAAAAUUUGAAGGGGGUGCCCCUCGCCUAUGACAACAUACAUUUAUUGGGACACCAUGGGGAUAUAUUCGACGAUCAAGGAUUCAUCCACUUCAACAUCGAAGCCUCCUUUGUUGUGUUCAAACCCAAGAAGGGACAGAAACUUGAAGGAGUGAUCAACAAGAUAGGCCUGACACACGUGGGUUGCCUCGUCCAUGGUUGUUUCAACGCCUCCAUCCCCAAGCCCAAAGAAAUGACAGCGGAGCAGUGGAGGGACUCAGGGCUGGCCCCGGGCGGAAGCCUGGAGUUCGAGGUGGUCCAACUGGAUGCUGAUGUGGCAGGGGUCCUUCUCAUCCGUGGCAGGCUCCACAAGAACUGGAGUGAAGAGAAGCUACACCAAACUGACCCGGACACAAAUAUCAGCCCUGUUGAGGCAUCUGACAACCCUGCUGUAGAUGGCGCAUCGGAAGGGGUUGAUGAUGACUCCCAGCCGAAAAAGAAGAAGAAGAAGAAGAGCAAACAAGUCAAAGAGGAGUUGGAAGAGAGUCUGGUCAGUGCCGACAUGGAACCCUCUAGGACAGAUGGCGACCUGAACUCAAAUGGUCACGUUGAGAAGAAAAAGAAAAAGAAGAAGAAGAAAGACGCGGAGCGGGAAAUGGAAGGGGCGGAGCCUGUGACUCCCACAGAGCUCCCAGGAAGUGACUCCAGUGGUUACCUUAGCGACAAAAGCAGCAAAAAGAGGAAGGCCUCUGGUGACACAAACGGUACAGGUGGUCUUGGUGAUUCAGAAACCCCUGUGGCCAAAAAGAAAAAGAACAAAUGAAAUGUGCUAACCUUAAUGGACAUGUAAUUGCCAUCAUACAUCAUAUUUCAAACAAACAAUGAAUUUUUACCUUUAAGUGUAGCAAGGAAGUGCCUCAAAUGUAUCAGAAACUUAAUAAACAGAGAAAUAUUUUUGUGUUA